Molecule: messenger RNA, 2158 nt
Organism: Schistosoma haematobium
Lineage: Eukaryota; Metazoa; Platyhelminthes; Trematoda; Strigeidida; Schistosomatidae
Exons: 2
Coding region: 356-1825 (489 amino acids)
Biological process (GO): transmembrane transport
Molecular function (GO): transmembrane transporter activity
Source: RefSeq, a predicted model, not a curated record
AUAUAAUACCAAAUAUUAUUACUAUCGUCCAUAUUAAGAACAAACAUUCAUAUUGAAUUAUAUUGUUAUAGUUCUAAGUAAAGGUACUCAAUAAAUAAUCAAUCAAUUCACCAAUCAAAUGUAUAAAUCCUUACUCAUUGAUUAAUGAACUCUAUUUGAUUGGUCAUGUGAACUAACCCAUUUCUGGUUGGUUUUUUGUUUCUUUAUUUAUUUAUCUCAUUACAUUCAUUUUGUCAAAUACAUAUAAAGUAGUGGAUUUAUAUUCAAACAUCAAUCUCAAUCACAAUCACAACAAUAAUCAUAAUAACAACAACAACAAUUAUUAUUAUUAUCAUUAUUGAAUGUAUUAUAAAAUAUGCAUAAAUUAUAUCCAUGGUUUAUAUUAAUAAGUGCUGCAUUAUCUGUAAUAUUUUUAGGUGGUAAACGUAGAGCAUUUGGUAUAUUUAUAGCAAAAUUACAUUCAGAAUAUAAUAAAACAACAUUAGUUGAAUUAAAUUGGAUUGGUGAUUCAUAUUCAGCAUUAGGUUAUUUAACAACAUCUAUAACAACAUCAAUAAUUUUAUAUACAAAUAAAAAAUAUGGUAUAACACAAUUUUUUGGUGCAUUUUUUAUAUUAUUAGCAUGUAUUACUAGUUCAUUUGUAUUGAAUCCACAUUGGUUAUUUAUAACCCAUACAUUAUUACAUGGUAUUGGUUCAUCAUUUAUAUUAAGUACAUGUAGUUUAAUAGUAAAUGAUUAUUUUUAUAAAAAUCAUCCAUAUCAUAUAUUAGCAACAACAUUAGUAUCUGGAGGUUCAGUUGCAUCUAUAUUAUUUAUUGAAUUUUAUGCUUAUUUAAUUGAUAUAUAUAAUUGGAGAUUAACAUUUAUUAUACUUGGUAUUAUAUAUUUUAUUAUAUUAUUUAUUACUUCUAUGAUAUUUUAUAAAAAGAAUACUUUAACAUCUCAGAUAUAUAAAAGUAACCAGUCUAAUGAUAAUUAUCAAUGGAAUCUAUGGAAUAUAUAUUGGAAUUUAUAUUGGCAACAAAAAUUAUUAUUGUUAUUAUGGUUUAUUGAUAGAAUAAUUACAAGUAUUGUUACAUAUGGUAUGUUAUUAAAUUUAACUGAUUAUGUUUAUCAACAUGAAACAUUAUUACAAAAUAGUAUAUUAUUAACUAAUUUAUUUGCAUCCGGUGAAGCAACUACUUAUAUUAUUGGUGCUAUAUUAACUGGUUAUACUAAAAAUUUAUUAAAAAAUCAAUUAAAAUAUAUUUUAAUCAUAUCCAGUAUAUGUAUGUCUAUUGGAUUAAUAUUAUGGGAAUAUUUUGCAUGGAAUUAUAUUAUCAGUAUUAUAUUAUCAUAUAUGAAUGGAUUUUUUUUAGGACCAUCUAUAACAUUUUUAUAUCCGGUUAGUGAAGAAAUGACAUUAUUACCUGGUUAUAUAUCUUAUUCAUUAUCAUUAGGUGGUAUGGGUAUUGGUAUGUUAUUAUCACCAUUAUUAUCAGCAUUUAUUGCUGAAACAUUUCAAUAUCAUUGGUUUUUUUUAAUACAAGGUAUAAUUGUGAUUAUUAAAUCGUUAUGUUUAAUAUGUUCAUGGAGAUUAAUUAAACAUUUAAUACAAUUUAAUAAACAUUUAUUAUAUCAUAAACAACAACAUGAUCCUGAUGAUCAUGAUGAUGAUGAUGAUGAUGAUGAGGAUGAUGAAGGAGAACAAAAACAACAACAACAACGACGAAAACGACAACAUCAAGAAGAUGAACUAGAAGAUCAAUCUUUAACAUUCAAUAGUGAAACACAAUGUUUAAUUAGUCCAAUGAUAAAAAAACAAUCGAAUUCAAAAAUGAUUUAAUUUUUUUCUAUUUUUUUUCUUCUCAUUCUACUACUCAUUUAUUUUGUUUUAUUUUUUUUUCGAAUUUUGUUGUUGUUGUUGUUGGUAAUUUGAUAUAUUGAUGAAAUAUACUACUGAUUAUCGCUACUUUAAUGGUCUUCUCCGUCCUACACACUGUGCAAACAUUCCAUGUAAGCGUGUUAAACGUUGAUCUGGUUGUGAGAAGACGAUUCGUUCUCAUCGUUUAUGAAGAAUGUAAGCCUUCUUCAUGAAGCGUUAUAAUUCUUCUGAAUGAAGAUUCCACAACUCACAGAGUAGAGUUUAAAUGUUUUAAAUUGUUUAUUCUGUUUAGUG